AUGGUGCGAGAAGUAGGGAACUUACAAACGCAAUCGUCCACCAUGCGUAUCCUCACCAAUCAAUGCAGCAACAACAGCACCGGAAGCACCAGCAGUACCAGCUCGGAGGGCUCGCACAAGCAACCCGCCGCUGACCGAUGGAUGGGUUACGUUCUCACCAUAGUCGCUGUAGUCAGCUACGUGACGGCCGGCUUGAUGUUGGGCUGGAGCAAUGGGGCGUUCCAGCGCUUCAGCUCCGACACCCGGCUGCAGCAUCUGUCGGAGGGCUGGCGGUUCUCCCUGGCCGCCACACCAGCCCUGCUGAUAGCGGUGAUAGCGCUAGCGAUGCAUCGGUUCUACUACUGGAUAGGCACCAAGGCGUUCCUACUGACCGGGUCUCUGUUGGCGGUCGGCUCAAUGUGCCUGGAGGCGUUCGCCCGAUCGUUCUGGUGGCUUAGUGCCGCCCGCAUCCUGGCUGGCAUCUCGACGGGCCUCACCUUCACGCUGGUGCCGCCGUACGUAGAAGAGUUCGGUAUCGUUAAGCAGACGCUCAUGAGCGAUCUUUUGUCCGCCAGCUUCCCCAUCGGAGUUCUGAUACGCUUUGCCGCCGAUUGGCUACUGCCGGUGGAGUUCAGCACGUGGGCAUCACUCUGCUGGGCCGUGCUUCCCGCCUGCUGCUUCGUGGGAAUGUUGCUGUUGCCCGAGUCGGCUCGCUUCCUGUGCGCAACCGAUCGGCUGUCGGAAGCAGCGUCCGUCCUACAGCGCACGAAUGCGCUUCAGCCCGGUGACCUGCAGCAGGACGCGUUCCUCCAGUCCACCCUUUCGCGCUGGCAGCAACCCAACCCGGGCCUGCUGGAAGCUGUGCGCAAUCAGGGUAACCUGACCCAGCUCGUGCCGCUGCUCGCGCUGUUCACCUUCCAGGCGUUCGUCGGUGUCCUACCGAUGCUGUUCUACCUGACCAACCUGCUCGAGCUGGCUGGCAGCGACCGUCCGUCCCUGCAGACCGUCACCCUCAUGGCCGUCUUCGUCUGCACCUCGGUGUUCACCCGCAAAGUGGUCCGAUGUCCGCAUCUGCACCGUCCACUGCUCGCCACCAGCUCGCUGCUGAUAGCCGUUGCCAUGUUCACGCUCGGCUGGCACAUCCACCUGCUGCGUAUCCGCACGUCGACCCUCGAACCCGGCCAGCAGGACUGGUCACUGCCUUCCUUCGCCCUCGUGUUCGCCGCCUACGCCCUCGGCUUCCAUCGGCAGCCGCAGCUGCUGCUACAGUCCGAGGUGCGCGAGGAGAACCUCUUCGGCCUGCGCACUCUAGCCGUCGCCAUCUGCUGGGCCUCGGUCUAUAUCGCCGUCCGGUUGCUUCCCUUCCUGCUGCGCACCAUCGGUGCCGGCUGGCUGCUCUGGAACACGAGCCUGGUAGCGCUCUUUGCCGCCCUGUUCGUGUACGUCGCCGUGCCCCGCUCGGACGGGUUCGCGCACAAAACGCUCCCCCCCGCCAUACGCUGUUCCUCGACCAGCUCCUCCUCCUCCUCGACGUCGGCGACGCCUUCCAAGAAAACCAGUUGGACCGCGGUGCAGAUUACUCCCGACCAUUUCCCAUCCGCUCCCCAGGGACCGGUGGAGACGGUCUGA
This is a messenger RNA of Anopheles coustani, 1608 nucleotides long. RefSeq names its product glucose transport protein-like. The coding region runs from base 1 to 1608 and encodes 535 amino acids. NCBI's taxonomy places the organism in Eukaryota, Metazoa, Arthropoda, Insecta, Diptera, Culicidae. The transcript has 3 exons. Gene Ontology annotation, cellular component: membrane. Gene Ontology annotation, molecular function: transmembrane transporter activity. The record is from RefSeq and is a predicted model, not a curated record. Gene Ontology annotation, biological process: transmembrane transport.